Molecule: messenger RNA, 2342 nt
Organism: Pongo pygmaeus (Bornean orangutan)
Lineage: Eukaryota; Metazoa; Chordata; Mammalia; Primates; Hominidae
Gene: ZBTB48
Product: zinc finger and BTB domain containing 48
Exons: 11
Coding region: 186-2282 (698 amino acids)
Biological process (GO): regulation of cytokine production; regulation of immune system process; negative regulation of transcription by RNA polymerase II
Cellular component (GO): nucleus; nucleoplasm
Molecular function (GO): protein binding; DNA-binding transcription repressor activity, RNA polymerase II-specific; RNA polymerase II cis-regulatory region sequence-specific DNA binding
Source: RefSeq, a predicted model, not a curated record
GACGGUGGAGUCUCCGCACGGUUGGCGGGGUAUGCGUAGCCGGGGAGUAGGUUCGUGGGCUGUGGAGGCGACGGAGCGGGGGGCCGGUGGGGCCAGCUCAGGGAGGACCUGCCUGGGGGCUAUCUCUUGCAUACCCUUGCUUGGGCUGGCCGGGGUGUCACUUCUGCCUCCCUGCCCUCCAGACCAUGGACGGCUCCUUCGUCCAGCACAGUGUGAGGGUUCUGCAGGAGCUCAACAAGCAACGGGAGAAGGGCCAGUACUGCGACGCCACUCUGGACGUGGGGGGCCUGGUGUUUAAGGCGCACUGGAGUGUCCUUGCCUGCUGCAGUCACUUCUUCCAGAGCCUCUACGGGGAUGGCUCAGGGGGCAGUGUCGUCCUCCCUGCUGGCUUCGCUGAGAUCUUUGGCCUCUUGUUGGACUUUUUCUACACUGGUCACCUCGCUCUCACCUCAGGGAACCGGGAUCAGGUGCUCCUGGCAGCCAGGGAGUUGCGAGUGCCAGAGGCCGUAGAGCUGUGCCAGAGCUUCAAGCCCAAAACUUCAGUGGGACAGGCAGCAGGUGGCCAGAGUGGGCAGGGGCCCCCUGCCUCCCAGAAUGUGAACAGCCACGUCAAGGAGCCGGCAGGCUUGGAAGAAGAGGAGGUUUCGAGGACUCUGGGUCUAGUCCCCAGGGAUCAGGAGCCCAGAGGCAGUCAUAGUCCUCAGAGGCCCCAGCUCCAUUCCCUAGCUCAGAGUGAGAGCCCCUCCUCCCUCUGUGGGAAACUCAAGCAGGCCUCGAAGCCUUGUCCCCCCGAGGACAAGAAACUCGAGGACUGCAAAGUGCUCCCAAGGCCCUUCGAGGCUGAAGGUGCCCAGCUGCAGGGCGGCAGUAAUGAGUGGGAAGUGGUGGUUCAAGUGGAGGACGAUGGGGAUGGCGAUUACAUGUCUGAGCCUGAGGCUGUGCUGACCAGGAGGAAGUCAAAUGUAAUCCGAAAGCCCUGUGCAGCUGAGCCAGCCCUGAAUGCGGGCUCCCUAGCAGCUGAGCCUGCUGAGAACAGAAAAGGUACAGCGGUGCCGGUCGAAUGCCCCACAUGUCAUAAAAAGUUCCUCAGCAAAUAUUAUCUAAAAGUCCACAACAGGAAACAUACUGGGGAGAAACCCUUUGAGUGUCCCAAAUGUGGGAAAUGUUACUUUCGGAAGGAGAACCUCCUGGAGCAUGAAGCCCGGAAUUGCAUGAACCGCUCGGAACAGGUCUUCACGUGCUCUGUGUGCCAGGAGACAUUCCGCCGAAGGAUGGAGCUGCGGGUGCACAUGGUGUCUCACACAGGGGAGAUGCCCUACAAGGUCAGGCUUGGCCUGUCUCCAGGGCCAGGGUGUUCCUCCUGCUCCCAGCAGUUCAUGCAGAAGAAAGACUUGCAGAGCCACAUGAUCAAGCUUCAUGGAGCCCCCAAGCCCCAUGCAUGCCCCACCUGCGCCAAGUGCUUCCUGUCUCGGACAGAGCUGCAGCUGCACGAAGCUUUCAAGCACCGUGGUGAGAAGCUGUUUGUGUGUGAGGAGUGUGGGCACCGGGCCUCGAGCCGGAAUGGCCUGCAGAUGCACAUCAAGGCCAAGCACAGGAAUGAGAGGCCACACGUAUGUGAGUUCUGCAGCCACGCCUUCACCCAAAAGGCCAAUCUCAACAUGCACCUGCGCACACACACGGGCGAGAAGCCCUUCCAGUGCCACCUCUGUGGCAAGACCUUCCGAACCCAAGCCAGCCUGGACAAGCACAACCGCACCCACACCGGGGAAAGGCCCUUCAGUUGCGAGUUCUGUGAACAGCGUUUCACUGAGAAGGGGCCCCUCCUGAGGCACGUGGCCAGCCGCCAUCAGGAGGGCCGGCCCCACUUCUGCCAGAUCUGCGGCAAGACCUUCAAAGCCGUGGAGCAACUGCGUGUGCAUGUCAGACGGCACAAGGGGGUGAGGAAGUUCGAGUGCACCGAGUGCGGCUACAAGUUUACCCGACAGGCCCACCUGCGGAGGCACAUGGAGAUCCACGACCGGGUGGAGAACUACAACCCGCGGCAGCGCAAGCUCCGCAACCUGAUCAUUGAGGAUGAGAAGAUGGUGGUGGUGGCGCUGCAGCCGCCUGCAGAGCUGGAGGUGGGCUCGGCGGAGGUCAUUGUGGAGUCCCUGGCCCAGGGCGGCCUGGCCUCCCAGCUCCCCGGCCAGAGACUGUGUGCAGAGGAGAGCUUCACCGGCCCAGGUGUCCUGGAGCCAUCCCUCAUCAUCACAGCUGCUGUCCCCGAGGACUGUGACACAUAGCCUACUCUAGCCACCAGAGCCCACUUGGCCCCACCCCUCAAUAAACCGUGUGGCUUUGGA